Messenger RNA from Vitrella brassicaformis, 3810 nucleotides. The record is from the annotation of a GenBank genome assembly. NCBI's taxonomy places the organism in Eukaryota, Vitrellaceae.
GUGACAAACACACGUGCUGGUUACUAACGUCAGUCUCUUCAUGUCAUGUUACUUACCAUGCACCUCAUGCACUUGACUUGAUGUGCUUAUGCGUCUAUGGCCGGGUGGGUGCCUUUGGGACGUUCCCUCUCUUACACACUCACUCGAUCGAUCAUGCACACACACAUCCAAUCCAUUGCUUGUCAUCCAUCCGAUCUGGCAGCUUUCCCACCACACCCAUCCAUCACACACACCACACCCACCUACUUGCGCACCGACCCUAUCAGCCAGCCAGCCAUGCAGGCCCAUCCAUCCAUCCAUCCAUCCUGCGGGCAUCACAUCGAAUGUGUACAGAAAUACCAACCGAGAGAGAGACAAGUGAGUCGACUGAAUCCACCCCACCCCACCACACACAGCAACAGCAACGGCAAGCAGUGAGAGAGAGGGGUUCGUAUGGAGUGGAGUGGGUGGCCGAGCGGGGUGAAUGAGUGGGGAAGGAACGUGCAGACAAACACAACAGCCAGCCAUUCGUGUGACCAUUUUGCCCCUCCCUCCCUCCCUCCAUCCAUCCAUCCACCCGUCGAUCCCUGCUCAGUUGCGAGCAGAGAAGGAGAGGCCAGGCAGGGCAAUCGAUGGAAGAGGGCAUCUGUGCAGUCAUAUGUGCGUUCUCUGCCUCGAUAUUCCUGAAGAAAUCCGUGUGCAUAAGAAAAGGACUUCUACGCUGUCUGUCUGUCUGUCUGUCUGUCUGACGGGCAGAAAAAGAGCUCGGAUCGAUCAACGCAAAACGUAGCAAGUAAAAAGCAAAAAUUUAGCAAGAGUGAGUGGUAGAGACAAAGAGACAGAGACAAAGAGAGAACGCCCGAAACAAAGCCCCCCAGAUCGGAGAGAGCGACAGGGAGUGUAAACGACGCAACACAUCCAGCCCCCAUCCCAUUCCUGCCUGCCACGCAUCGCAUCGCCGAACCAGCCAGCCAGUAAGUCAGUGGGUCAGCCCAUUUGUUGCCCCUGCCUGCCCGCCCCGCCAUAUCCAUGGUUAUGCCUCCCUCUUUCGGCGGGUCCAUCCAGCCAGCCAGCUCAAUCAGUCAAUCAGUCAAUCCCUCCCUCCAUCCUGCCCAAAUCGACCGGCCCCCUGUCGUCCCCCCCAUCGCUGCCCUCUCGCCGCCUCCUUGCCGGCAGCUCCACAGACCGGAUAUCCCUCUCCCUCUCCCUCUCGCCCCGACCAUCAUCCAGCACCCACCUUCGCACAUGCGUCACGCUGGUGCCGUCGUGAUCAUCGCACUGGUGGUGCUCAUGCUCAGGGUCAUUUGAAUGUGCCUCUCGCCUCAAGCAUGGCAUGCUCGCAUAGUGGUAGAUGGUCAUGGGCGCACCGUCGUGCUCGUCGCCGCGUUCGGAUGAGGCGUCGUCUGGCUCCUCGGGUAUGGGCGGGAGACGGCAUGAUACACUGUGCAGGGGGUGAGGAGGGGGCGGGGGCGCGCUGGGCAGAGGCGAUAACGGCGGCGGACGGGUCAUGUUCCGACAAGGGGCCCUGCAGACAACAGACAGAGAGCACACCACAAGGGCGACAGACAGGUGCAUCCGGCCGUCAGAGUGUUUUCAUUUAUUGGUCUCUCUCGCGUACGUACCUUCUGCCCUUUGCCUGCAGGCCGAGCAGGGACGUCACCCCCGCCAGGCCGACUCGCCCACCCCUCUCGUCGUCAACCUCACCUGCGCGUGACGGGAAAAACUGGGGAGAGAAACUCGACGUCCGCCUGAAGGGCGGCCGGGGCCCGCUGCUCGUCGUGCCGGUGUGGGGUGGUAGUGGGGGAGGGGGCAGGGGGUCCGGGAAGGCCACACAUGGCAUGUGCGGGGUGGGUGAGGGCGAGGAUGCCUCGGAGUCCGACGCGACUGACGGCGAGAAGGUGACCAGCGGAUCAUUGGCCCAGUCUGCAUCGCUCAGUGGAUCGGACGAGGCAGCUGAAUACGGGGAGGGCGCCACGGUCGACGACGUGCUCGAUUGAACGCUGGAGCCGCCAUCGUCUCGCGUGCCGUGAAGCUUGACCACACCGCCGCUCACAACCAGCACGCCGCCCCCAUUGGCUCUCGGCCCCCUGUUGCCGGCGCAGUCCCUGUGCGUUUGCCUCUGCGCCUCGACGUGGAAAGCGGCCCAUUUCCUCCGCUGACAAAUGUGAAUGGCGGCCACCCCAACACCACACGACAGGAUGCCGAAACUCACCACCGCACACACCAACACCACACUCCCUCCUCCCCCUGCCCCACCCCUGCCGCCAUUCCCGCGGUCCUCAGAGCCGUCCAUUCCCACCCGCCUCUGCUGCUGCUGCAUCGCUUGCUCUUCCUCGAGAGAGAGGGGCAUCCGCACAGCCGCCUGACAUUCGCCGUUGAAGCACACGCCUUCUGGGCAUGGAGCCCCCUCGUCCAUGAAUGCCCCGGGCUCGCAUGCGCCUGUCUGAGGGUUGCACGCUGACGGGAGCCGGCAUGGCGGGGAGGGACAGACGACGUGCUCGCAGCGGUCGCCCCACCGACCCUGGCCGGCCAUCAACAAGUGACAGUCGCUGACGUUGGACGAUGGUGAUGAUGAAGAUGGCGGGUCGGCACACGGCGCAGUGGCACUUCCCUCCUCCCUCCUGAUGUUGUCGUGCUGCUGUGCGUGUGCUUGUGCGUGUGCUUGUGGGGGGAGAUGCAGAGGGCCCUCGUCCUUCGGACGCAACGAUGGCGUGCUGGUGUCGCCCCCCCGUGCCCACCCCUUCCCCCACCUGGCCGCCUCUGCCGCCGCCGGCUCGUGAGUCAGCACGCCUCCCCCUUGACACGGCCAUGGCCCCGAGAUGGCCAUGGGCCAUGGGAAGGCCCCCAACGGCUCGGUGUCGUUGCGCAGCCAGCAGAGACCGACGGGACGGGUGCCGUUGGCCACCAGAGGGAUCAUGUGAGAAGGGAUGGGGGGCUCGGCAAGGAAGAAGGUGAACGAGUGGCAGGACGGCAGGGUCUCACAGUGGUGGAAGCAGGUGAGUAGCGAGGGACAGUCCAUCAGAGCGAGAGGGGCAUCGGGGACACUCCAAGUGGAGUUGACUUCAAAACACGCUGGCAUGACAACAGACGAAAGCAAAAGCAAUCUUGAUAGCCAUUGUUGCGUGUACGUCAAGUUUGUGGGGCCCACCCACCUGGUCCCCACACUUGGUUCCAGCACAGCUCUAGUGGUUCCUCGUGCCCACCCUCUCCUUGCUGUCCCUUGCCGCUCCCCCGCAUCCCACACACAUUGCCCUGCCUGUGGUCGCCCCCUCUGUGCGUGGCUGCCGUCUCAACCCCCACCCCCAGCACCAGACGCUCCGUCAGCUCGGUCAAUGCCAGCGUGACGAUCAGCCAGACGGCAAACCACGCCACAAGCGACGUCCAGAAGGACGGGGAUUGGGCUGCUCGGUGUGGUGGUCGGCCCAGUGCUCGGGUCUCCCGCGUGUAGUGGCGCUUCGCGUGCAGGAUGGCUGCGUCGGGUGGGCAGGCAGACAUCGGUCGGUGGGUGGGUGGGCAGCCAGCUGCAGUGCUACUCACUUUGGAGCGGGGCGCGGCGUGUCAUCGGGCCCGUGUUGCUCGCCUGGCAGUCGCCCUCCUUUCUGCCGGCAGUCCACGCGCCAUCCUUCAAUUGUCAGGCAGGCAGCACCAAGAGAGGAGAAAAGAGAAGAGAAAGCCGCCGUAUGUAGUUCAAAAAGCCGCACGGGGGGGUCAGCCGGGCAAGCCGUGUUGCCCUGUCUGUCGACACUCUACCAACGCCAGACAACGCCUCAGUCAAAUUUUCCACUGCAGAAAAUGAGCCAGACAGCGUUUCCCGAAGGGUGAUAGAGGGAG